CCUGCUGGGCGAGCGCACCGCGGACAUGAAGCUGGCGACCUGGUGCUGCCUGAGCUCAGCCGUCCUCGCUGCUUCUGGUUUAUUGGUUACGGCAAACAAUGAAACAGAAGAAAUUCAAGAUGCACCGGCCAAGGGCGCCUGUCCGGUGAGACUAGAGAGCCGAGGGAAAUGCGAGGAGGGAGGCGAAUGCCCCUACCAGGUGAGCCUGCCCCCGCUGACUCUUCAGCUCCCCAAGCAGUUCGGCAGGAUGGAGGAGGUGUUCAAAGAAGUCCAGAACCUCAAGGAAAUCGUAAACAGCCUGAAGAAAUGCUGCCAAGACUGCAAACUGCAGGCUGAUGACAACCGAGACCCGGGCACAGGAGUCCCGGGGGAGGCUGAUGACAACAGAGUUACAGAAUUAGAGAGCGAGGUGAACAAGCUGUCCUCUGACCUAAAGAAUGCAAAGAAGGAGAUCGACGGGCUUCAGGGUCGCCUGGAGAAGCUGAAUCUUGUAAAUAUGAACAAUAUAGAAAAUUAUGUUGAUGACAAAGUGGCAAAUCUAACAUUUGUUGUCAAUAGUUUGGAUGGUAAAUGUUCAUCUAAGUGUUCCAAUCAAGAACAAAUACAAUCACGUCCAGUUCAACAUCUAAUAUAUAAAGAUUGCUCUGACUACUACGCAAUAGGCAAAAGAAGCAGUGAGACCUACAGGGUUACACCGGAUCCCAAAAAUAGUAGCUUCGAAGUUUACUGUGACAUGGAGACCAUGGGGGGAGGCUGGACAGUGCUGCAGGCACGUCUCGAUGGAAGCACCGACUUCACCAAAACAUGGCAAGACUACAAAGUAGGCUUUGGAAACCUCAGAAGAGAAUUUUGGCUCGGGAAUGAUAAAAUUCAUCUUCUGACCAAGAGUAAGGAGAUGAUUCUAAGAAUAGAUCUUGAAGACUUUAAUGGUGUCAAACUCUAUGCCUUGUAUGAUGAGUUUUAUGUGGCCAAUGAGUUUCUCAAAUACCGUUUACACAUUGGUAACUAUAACGGCACAGCUGGAGAUGCCUUACGUUACAGUAAAUUCUACAACCAUGAUAUGAAGUUUUUUACCACCCCAGACAGAGACAAUGAUCGAUAUCCCUCUGGGAACUGUGGGCUCUACUACAGUUCAGGCUGGUGGUUUGAUGCAUGUCUUUCUUCAAACUUAAAUGGCAAAUAUUAUCACCAAAAAUACAGAGGUAUCCGUAAUGGGAUUUUCUGGGGCACCUGGCCUGGUAUGAGUGAGGCACAGCCUAGUGGCUAUAAGUCCUCCUUCAAAAAGGCCAAAAUGAUGAUCAGACCUAAGCACUUUAAGCCAUAAAUCACUAAUGCUCAUUCCUCUGAGUAUUGUUCUUUAAUAGGGCAAUUAAUCCCUUUUAGUACUCCUUUUCCAUGGUUACAAAUUUAUCCCUGAGCAAUGGGUUCUUAUGCUACACAGCAUUUGAAAUAAAGCUGAAAAA
This is a messenger RNA of Miniopterus natalensis, 1463 nucleotides long. It is a transcript of the gene FGL2, whose product is annotated as fibrinogen like 2. The record is from RefSeq and is a predicted model, not a curated record. NCBI's taxonomy places the organism in Eukaryota, Metazoa, Chordata, Mammalia, Chiroptera, Miniopteridae.